CCUAUCCAAAGGCCAGUAUAUUGAGUCCAGCCUUUCUCCUGUAGUCCGCCUCUCUCUCUCUCUCUCACGCUCUCUCUCCAACCCAAACAAAACCCAAAACCCAGGAACGAUCUUCCGGAAUUCCAUCAGGAUUGCCAGAACUCGGCAUGGACGGUCUGGAAAUCCGGACACCUCCACCGGAUUCGUCUUACUAAAUGUCAGGCGAUCCCUACUUCCUGCAUCGCCGAGGUCGUCCUCGAAGACGAAGGCGAUGGCCGCAGGCCCGGCCGGCCGUCUGCUGAUUUCUCUAGAACAAGCAAGAGUAGCAGAGCAUUCCAAUUUAUAGCAUAGCUAUAGUGGAAGAUUCCAAUUUCCGAGAUAGAUAUAUAAACAGGAAGAAAAUAAUACCAGAAUUUUAAUAGAAAGCAAUUAAAGCGUGAAGAAGGAACCAAAACAAUCAUCUUGGGCACCGGUCAGCAAAUUUCCAUGGCGACGGUGAGCGCCUCGCCGUCGCCCGACGAGUUAGCGGCGAAAGUGGCGCAUAAGAGGUACGAAGGGUUAUUAAUGGUGCGCUCGAAGGCGCUCAGGGGAAAGGGCGCGUGGUAUUGGGCUCACCUGGAACCCAUCCUCAUCCAAACCUCCGACACCGGCAUCCCUAACGCCGUCAAGCUCCGCUGUUCCCUCUGCGACUCCUUCUUCUCCGCUUCCAACCCUUCCCGCACGGCCACAGAGCAUCUCAAGCGCGGCACUUGCCCCAAUUUCACCUCUCAACCCAAACCCAUCACCUCCAUCCCUCACCAAGUCAACAACCGCAAGCGAUCCUACGCCGUCGACGUCGUAUAUUCCUCCUCCUCAACCCCUCCACAGCAGCCACAUUUGUUGCUCUCCGGUGGGAAGGACGAUCUCGGCCCGCUUGCCUUGCUCGAGGACAGCGUCAAGAAGCUCAAGAGCCCUAAAACUUCACCUGGCCUUGCUCUUUCUAAAGCCCAAGUAGACUCCGCCGUUUCGCUUCUCACCGAUUGGGUCUACGAAUGCGCCGGCGCGGUUUCGUUUUCAUCCAUUGAACAUCCAAAGUUCCAGGCUUUUUUAAGCCAGGUCGGCAUGCCAGCAAUCCCUCGCCAGAUGCUCGCCGGCGCCCGCCUGGACGCUAGGUACGAGGAGGCGCGAUCCGACGCCGACGCUCGCAUCCGGGAAGCGAAAAUUUUCCAGCUUGCGGCAGACGGAUGGAAGUCCUGCUCUUCGCCUGACGACGACUGCUUCGUCUCCCUAACCGUUAAUCUCCCCAAUGGCACGACCGUCUUCCGCCGCGCAAUCCUCACCCAUGGCCGCGGGCACUUUAGCUACGCAGAGGAGGUGCUUAGGGAUACUGUCGUCGACGUCUCCGGUGGCGUUGGCGGCGUAAACCGCUGUGCCGGGAUAGUCUCCAACCGAUUCCAUUCUAAGGCUCUUCGCAAUCUGGAGAGCCGGAAUCCAUGGAUGAUAAAUCUUUCCUGCCAACUCGAAGCUUUCCGCAGCCUGCUCAAUGACUUUGCCCGCGACCUUCCACUCUUCCACAAUGUCACCACAAGAACGUCAAAAAUCGCUUCUUUCUUCAACGACAUUUCGCCUGCAAGAACCAUACUCCACAAAUAUCAAUUACAGGAGCUCGACAGAACCCGCCUUCUCCAUUGCCCGUCCUCUUCCAUGCACGGAAACUUUUCACCAAUCUUCGCCAUGCUCGAUGACAUAAUUUCCUCCGCUCGCCCGCUACAAUUGGCCGUCCGCGACGAAUCUUACAAAAUUCUCUUCCUCGAGGACCCCGACGCCAGGGAAUUAGCGGAGACGAUCUCAAACAACGGGUUUUGGAAAGAUUUACAAGCCGCACAUUCACUGGUCAAGCUCAUCCGCAACAUGAUGCGUGACAUAGAAUCAACCCGACCGCUCAUCGGGCAAUGCCUGCCGCUCUGGGAUGAUCUAAGGCUCAAACUAAAAAAAUGGUGCGCCAAAUACAGCAUCGAAGAAACAGCCGCCUGCAAGGUGUUCGACAAAAGGUUCAGGAAGAACUAUCACCCAGCGUGGGCUGCCGCCUUUAUACUCGACCCUGUAUAUUUAUCAAAGGAUUCAAGCGGCAAAUAUCUUCCACCAUACGAAUACUUGACACCUGAGCAAGAGAAAGACGUCGACAAAAUAAUAACAAGGCUGGCCUCUCGAGAAGAAGCUCACAUUGUGCUCAACGAGCUAAUGAAAUGGAGAUCAGAGGGAAUGGAUCCUCUCUACGCCCAAGCUGUGCAGGUGAAGCAGAUCGAUCCGGCGACAGGGAAGAUGAGAAUUGCUAACCCACAAAGCAGCCGGCUUGUAUGGGAGACUUGCCUGAGCGAGGGAUUUGGAUCACUUGCGAAGGUUGCCGUGAGACUCAUCUUCUUGCACGCCACGGCGUUUGGCUUCCGAUGCAAUCUCUCGCUGUUGCGUUGGGUGUCCAAGCAAGGCUGGUCGAAGCCAGGCAUGGAAAGAGCACUAAAGGUGGUUUUUGUCUCAGCGCAAUCAAAAUUGGAGAGGAGAGAUUACUCGAAUGAGGAGGAGAAGGAUGCCGAGCUCUUUGGUAAAGGAGAAGAUGAUCCGCUUAAUGAGACUUUCUUUGAUGCCUCUUCGUUGUAAAUUUUCGUUUGGUUUGGUUUGAUUUGAUUUGUUUCUUUUUUGCCUUUUGGUUUGCAUUGUUUAUUGCUUCCAUCCAUUUUUUUUGUAGAAAUGAAUUUGCCAUAGUUGUUUCUGCAAGUUCAUCUCUGUGCCCUAAUUAGCUUCAUGUGGGGGGUAAGGGCAUGGAUGGAGAAUAGGUUUCUCUAAUUUGCUUUAAUGGAGUUUCUGGCUUUUGUGUUGGUAA
Dendrobium catenatum is the source of this 2836-nucleotide messenger RNA. RefSeq lists its product as uncharacterized. Lineage: Eukaryota; Viridiplantae; Streptophyta; Magnoliopsida; Asparagales; Orchidaceae. The coding region runs from base 466 to 2613 and encodes 715 amino acids. The transcript has a single exon. The record is from RefSeq and is a predicted model, not a curated record.